Cokeromyces recurvatus is the source of this 643-nucleotide messenger RNA. Its product is annotated as anticodon-binding domain-containing protein. Bases 19 to 612 code for a protein of 197 amino acids. Lineage: Eukaryota; Fungi; Mucoromycota; Mucoromycetes; Mucorales; Mucoraceae. The record is from RefSeq and is a predicted model, not a curated record. The transcript is spliced from 4 exons.
CACAGUACAAAAAAGAAAAUGGUAGAAAAUAAUCGCUCCAAAGUACAGCAACAUAAACAAAGCCCUUUAGGUAAAAAGCCUUUGGAAACAUUCAUUGGAAGCACUAUCAGACUCAAGACUGCAUUUGAUGAAGAAGUUGAGGGUUUAAUCUAUACUUGUGAUCGCAUCACUAAUUGCAUUGUGAUUGAUUGCUCACAUAAAGACAAUAAGACUUCCAAUCGCAAGAAUUGUAAUUUCCGUAUUAUCAAGAUAUCCCAUAUAAAAGAAAUUUUAUUUUUGACAGCAACAACAAAUGGAGUUAAAGAUUACAUGCCUAUUAAUCAAAUAUAUAUUGAUCGUUUAAAGCAACGUGAAUCCGAAGUAAUGAAAGGGGUUAAGAAUGAGGUAUCCAAAAUUGGUAUUGGAGUAACAAAAGAAGGACAAGAUAUAUUUAAUGCAUUAAGUAAAACUUUACCAUGUCGAUGGUCAAAGGAUACGAUUAUUGUAAUGGAUGAAAUAUUAAUUACCCCACCUUAUGGAGUUAAUGACUGUAAAGCAAAUGCAAGUUCAUCUGCUUUACUUGCAAGAAUUAAAAAAGUGCUUGAAGGGGAACGAAAAAGACUUGCAAAAUAAACAAUGUGUAAAAAAAAAAAAAAAACAAAAA